AUGUUAAAGGAGAAGCGUUGCAGGUUGUUGGCAGGUAAUAGGAAGCUUAGUAAGUCAGAUAAGAUGCAAAUUAAGAAUUUUGGGAAUGCCGUAAUCAAAGUAACUCAAAUGAUUGGUUCAUUCGCUAAUGCUGUCGAGGGGUAUGAUAAGGUAGAAUUUUUGAAGAAGGACGUACAUAAUCAAAUUGCAAGACAAAGGAAAGAGAUGUCUUCUGAUGCUAAAGGUGUUGUCAGGUAUCUUAUUGAUCUUCGUGUUAAAGAUCCAUUGAUGCUUGUUGCACACACGGUGGGUGCGGAUGGAACGUUGCAAAAUCUAUUUUGGAGCGAUGGUGAGAGUCAAAAGAAUUAUGAACUGUUUGGUGAUGUGCUUGCUUUUGAUGCUACAUACAAGAAAAAUAAGUACAGGUGCCCAUUUGUUGUUUUUUCUGGUGUUAAUCACCAUAACCAGGCGAUUAUAUUUGCUACUUCCAUUGUUUCAAAUGAGGUUGAAGGGACAUAUGUAUGGUUGCUGGAGCAGUUUUUGGUUGCAAUGAAAUGUAAGAUACCUUUAUUUGUAAUAACGGACGAUGAUGUUGCUACGAGAAAUGCAAUCAGGAAAGUCUUUUCCAAUAGUUACCACAGUUUCUGUGCAUGGCAUCUCCUACGAAAUGCAAUUUCCAACAUUAGCAAUCCCAAUUUCAUCCCUGUUUUCAAAAAAUUAAUGCUUGGUGAUCACGAUGUUUGGAAAUUUGCGAGUCUGUAG
Messenger RNA from Vicia villosa (hairy vetch), 741 nucleotides. Its product is annotated as protein FAR1-RELATED SEQUENCE 5-like. The record is from RefSeq and is a predicted model, not a curated record. The transcript has a single exon. Lineage: Eukaryota; Viridiplantae; Streptophyta; Magnoliopsida; Fabales; Fabaceae. The coding region runs from base 1 to 741 and encodes 246 amino acids.